GUCUUUGUCGAACGUUGUCAGCUAUCGCUUCGGGAGCCACGUCGAGCGUGUUCAUGGAUUCCAUCGCGUCGUGGUGACUCUCCGUGAUAUUUUUUCGUCCCCCUCGCCCCAGCCGAAGCGUCACUUCCCACCUCCGCGGCUCCCUUCUCGUCCCGCGCGGCCAUGGGCACCGUCCUCUCCAUCUCCCCUGCCACCAAGAAGGCCAUGGACGCCGACGACGGCGCCAAGGGCGACAAGAGCCUCAAGCGGCCCUCCAUGUUCGUGUCGCUGUCGUGGAAGAAGCUGGUGGCCAGUUCGGCGAAGAAGAAGGUGACCCCCAACCCGAACCCGCCGUGCGCUCCGCAGGUGGCCCAGCGCAAUAGCGAGAACCUGCGGAAAACGCUGCAAGGCGACGAGCGCAAGCCGCGAGCCCCCAUCCCCGUGCCGGUACCCACGGUGCCCACGCAGAGCAACAAGCAAGCGGCGGUGCCCAAGCGAGGCGGCAGCCCGUCUGCGGUGUCCCCGAGGCGGAUAGUGAUCCAGGCUUCCACCGGGGAGCUGCUGCGCUGCUUGGGGGACUUCGUGUGCCGCCGUUGCUACAAGCUGAAGGAGCUGAACAGCGGCGAGGUGAUCCUGUGGUUCCGCAACAUCGACCGGACUCUGUUGCUGCAAGGCUGGCAGGACCAGGGCUUCAUCACGCCGGCCAACGUGGUCUUCGUGUACCUGCUGUGCGAGGCCACGCUCGACGAGAGCCUGGCCAGCCCGGCCGAGCUGCAGGGCGCCUUCCAGACCUGCUUGUACCUGGCCUACUCGUACAUGGGCAACGAGAUCUCGUACCCGCUCAAGCCCUUCAUGAUGGAGGCCAACAAGGACGCGUUCUGGGACACCUCGCUGGGCAUCAUCGAGCGGCUCAGCGGCAAAAUGCUGCAGCUCAACGCGGACCCGCACUUCUUCACCGAGGUCUUCCAGGAGCUCAAGAGCCAGCGGGACUGCAGCGAGCCCAACCUGGACCGCUGACGUGCAGCGUGGCCCGCGCUUGCCGAACACUAAUACGACAAAAAUAAUAAUCAGAAGAAGUCAAGAUCACUGGAGAACGGCUUUGAAUGUAAAGGCCAAUCCUAAAGGCUGGAUAUUGCUAAUAUAUCAAUGCGACGUUAGGGUCUUUAGACAGCAGGAGAAUUGACUACUCGUGCAUGCCAUCAAUGUUGUAUCGUCCUCCCUUUCU
This is a messenger RNA of Phycodurus eques (leafy seadragon), 1204 nucleotides long. It is a transcript of the gene cdk5r2b, whose product is annotated as cyclin dependent kinase 5, regulatory subunit 2b (p39). The transcript has a single exon. The record is from RefSeq and is a predicted model, not a curated record. NCBI's taxonomy places the organism in Eukaryota, Metazoa, Chordata, Actinopteri, Syngnathiformes, Syngnathidae. The coding region runs from base 163 to 996 and encodes 277 amino acids. Gene Ontology annotation, biological process: activation of protein kinase activity; positive regulation of cyclin-dependent protein serine/threonine kinase activity; brain development. Gene Ontology annotation, cellular component: cytoplasm; protein kinase 5 complex. Gene Ontology annotation, molecular function: cyclin-dependent protein serine/threonine kinase activator activity; protein kinase binding.